Molecule: messenger RNA, 3316 nt
Organism: Sarcophilus harrisii (Tasmanian devil)
Lineage: Eukaryota; Metazoa; Chordata; Mammalia; Dasyuromorphia; Dasyuridae
Gene: CDC6
Product: cell division cycle 6
Exons: 13
Coding region: 307-2010 (567 amino acids)
Biological process (GO): mitotic DNA replication checkpoint signaling; cell division; DNA replication initiation
Cellular component (GO): nucleus
Molecular function (GO): ATP hydrolysis activity; DNA replication origin binding
Source: RefSeq, a predicted model, not a curated record
UCCGUUUAGAAGCCGGAUGUUGAUAUGGCCUACACCCAGAGGAUGGGGCCUUGCGGCGCGCCGGAAACUUGGGGAUUUUCUAUUGGUUCAAUGGCGGUAGGCGUGGAGUGGGGGAAAAGAGCCUCAGCUAGGAAGCUUUUCCCCGCCCCUCAGGACACCAACCAAUGAGCGGUGAAGUCCGGCUCUGGCGGGAAACGGGAAGCUCUCAGCUGAGAGGAAUUGGCGCGAGCUGCGGAAAGAGCCGGCGAGCUGUGUGGCGGGAGUAGCUGAUUCUUCCGUGAGGAGAGCCUUGAGUGAAUUGCCACCAUGCCCAGCACCAGAUCCCAAUCGCAGGCCACUAUUGACUUUCCCAAGAAGAAAAUGUGCAAGACCUCCAGCAGAGGAAAAAUCCGGGGAGAUAUCCGUUCGCCGAAUGGGCCGACCCCCACCAAGGACUUUGCAGCAGUUUCCACAAUUCAGCUGAAGUUUUCCUUAAGUGUCUGCAAAACUGCCCGAAGGGAUUUUAGAGGAGAUGACAACUUAUGCAACACUCCCCAUCUGCUCACCUGUUCACCUUCAAAACGGAGUAAGAAAGAGAAUGGUCCUGUUCUUCCACUUGCCCCAAAGAAGCGUGGACUAGUAUUUGACAAUCAGCUGAAAAGUAGUUCUCCUAGCAAAAGUGACCCAGUAGUCAAGGAACUCUCCCCAGUUCAAAAAGGUCAAGGGACAUCAAGGAAUUCUAAACACAGUUGCCCAGUAGAGAAAGAAUCUGUGUGUGUUGGGCUAUUCAAGCAAGAAGGCACUUGUUACCAACAAGCAAAGCUGGUCCUGAAUACAGCUGUCCCAGAUAGGCUGCCUGCCAGGGAGAAAGAGAUGGAUGUCAUCAGGCAUUUCCUAAAGGAACACAUCAGUGGGAAAAAAGCUGGGAGCCUUUAUGUUUCUGGUGCUCCUGGAACUGGCAAAACAGCAUGCUUAAGCCGGAUUCUGCAGGAUGUCAAGGAAGAGCUGAAAGACAUUAAAAUUGUAAUGCUAAAUUGCAUGUCCUUGAGGACCUCCCAGGCUGUAUUCCCAGCUAUUGCUCAGGAGAUCUGUCAGGAAAGAGUAUCCAAGUCAUCUGGGAAGGACUUGAUGAGGAAAUUGGAAAAGCAUAUGACUUCAGAGAAUACCUCCAUGAUCUUAUUGGUGUUGGAUGAGAUGGAUCAGUUGGACAGCAAAGGACAGGAUGUGUUGUACACACUGUUUGAAUGGCCUUGGCUGAAGAAUUCCCGACUGGUGUUGAUUGGUAUUGCUAAUUCUUUGGAUCUUACUGAUAGAAUCCUGCCUAGACUUCAAGCUAAAGCAAAGUGCAGGCCACAGCUGGUGAAUUUCCCACCUUACACAAAAGAACAGAUAGCUACCAUCUUAGAGGAUCGACUUAAGCAGGUAUCCAGUGAUCAGGUCCUGGACAAUGCUGCAAUUCAGUUCUGUGCUAGAAAAAUCUCUGCUGUGUCAGGAGAUGCUCGCAAAGCACUAGAUGUUUGCAGGAGAGCUGUUGAAAUUGUAGAGUCAGAUGUCAGAAACCAGACUGUCCUCAAACCACUGUCUGAAUGUAAAUCUUCGAAGUCAUCAUCCCAGUCUCCAGUUCCCAAGCGAGUUGGUCUUAUUCAUAUAUCCCAGGUCAUCUCAGCUACUUAUGGCAGCAGAAUGGUCUUGAGCCAAGAAGGAGCUCAGGAUUCCUUUCCUCUUCAACAGAAGAUUCUGGUUUGUUCUCUGUUGCUCUUGACCAGACAGCUGAAAGCCAAAGAGGUCACCUUGGGGAAGUUAUACGAAGCCUAUAGCAAAGUCUGUCGAAAACAGCAGGUGGCAGCAGUGGACCAAUCAGAGUGUUUGUCACUUUCAGGACUUUUGGAGACCAGGGGCAUUUUAGGAUUAAAGAAAAGCAAAGAAACCCGACUCACAAAGGUGUUUCUGAAGAUUGAAGAAAAGGAGAUGGAACAUGCACUGAAGGACAGAAUUUUAAUUGGGACCAUUUUAGCUAAUGGAUUGCCUUAAAUCCUUCUGGUCUUUUACUUUGGGUGUCUCACCUCACAAGGACCUCACAACUGUGGUGAUGCACUCUAUCCUCUAGUCCAAGAAAAGUGACCUGUUUUUACUUGAACUAAAUUAAUUUAUAUUCAUAAGAGAUGUGCAGUCGGGACUGUAGAACAAACAUCUUUUAAGUUCUUUUAUUUUGAUUCAUCAAAGUUAAAAAGAAAACAAGCAUGUGACUGAGAGGUACUAUCUCAGCUCUUGUGUAUCUUUAUCCCACUUAUCUUACAAAGUAAAGAUUCAUCAAACACCUGAAGGUCUGUAUGAGAACUGUGGGGACUGGUAUGACCAGAACAACAGAAGUUCAUCCAGAAAGCCUACAUGUUCAUGUUGAAUUGGAGGAAGCAUUGGUCAAAGCCUCUCGUUCUUUUUGAAGUGCUGCUUUGUUCACAUUUUAUGGAGAUUGUCAUUCUUUGUGCCAUUUAAGACCCAUUCAUAUUGUUGGGCAGUUCCAAGGUUGAGAGAAAGAAUGUUUAAACUCUGUAUUAUAGGGACAUAUUUAUUUAUUGAGUUGUAUAAUUUUAGUUGUGUGGUGUUUUUUGUUUUUAAGCAGUUGUAUGUCUAAUAUUCAAGUUUCUUGGAUUGAUAGCUGAAUAUCCUACUAUUCAAUCCCUCUCUCAGACAUCAAAAGCUACUUGCUUUAUUCCAGCUUAAUGUGAAUUUAUAUUUCACUUUAAGCUAUCUCUUUUUCCUCUCACUUGAAAUCCUUCCCUAUGGUUAUUUAAUGUUUGUUUCUUCCUUCUUUUAAGUUUGGUUUUCAAUCAACUACUAAAACUUCUAAGCCAAAGUAUCAUCUGUACACCAGAGGGCGCCAUAAUAACACUGUUGGGGCUUGAAAGGUGGGCUUUUGAGAGUAAAUGUGUCCUAGAAGUUUGUUUUGUUCAGCUGAGAUUUUAAAAUGUUCCUGUAUUUCAAGCAAAUGUUUUAAAUAGAGUGUGUGUGUGUGGGGGGGGGGGGGGGGGGAAGGCAAGUAUCAAUUGAUUCAAGAUAGGACUGCAUCUAAAGUGUUUAUUCCUACUUGGGCAAUACCUGGGUACUCCUGCUGUGUCUCCUACUUUCUUCUUGACACAGAGAAUCUAGGCUGGGAACUUGAUAUAGGUACAAAUGAUCUGUUGGCCUCUGUUUCAUUCAUCCUGCCUGCUCUAAACCUGCAAUGUGAUCUGUGUUACAGCAGGUGGUAUGGGAUGGAAGAAGAACAGAGAGAGAGAGCCCUCUGUGAAAUGAACACUAUAUUCAUGGCAUGUGUUGUGAAAUAAAGACUACAUCCAAA